UCUGAGCACAGAGAAAUCCUUCAACUCUCUCUCUCUCUCUGUUUCUCUCUAGAUUCCCCAAAUGGGGAACAAAAUUGGAAAGAUGAGAUUAACGAGGCAAGUUGUAGAUGAAGAGUACACAAAGCCUCAAGGCCUGUACCCACCACACAAAGACACUGAUUAUAAGCAGCUGAGAAAGCUAAUUCUUGAUUCAAAGUUGGCUCCCUGUUAUCCUGGACUCGAUGAAUGCCGUGCCCCCCAUCUCGAUGAAUGCCCCAUUUGCUUUCUGUAUUAUCCGAGUCUUAAUCGUUCGAGAUGCUGCAGAAAACUGAUAUGUACAGAGUGUUUCUUGCAGAUAAAGCCGACCCGCUCUAGUAGAGCAGCAAAAUGCCCUUUCUGCAAAACUACUAACUAUUUGGUGGAAUAUCGUGGCACGAGAACGAAAGAAGAGAAGAAGAUGGAGCAAAUUGAAGAACAGAGGGUAAUAGAGGCACAAAUAAGGAUGCAAGUUCAAGAGAUUCGAGAUGAAGAAGAAAGAAUUAGAAAGAAGAAAAAGAUAAGUUCGCCGAGCACAACAGUGGAAGUGGAAUGUCAAUACAUACCAAAUUCCCGUCAUCGAGGUUCAUGUAGCGUACCAGAAAAUACAUGGGUUUCUGAAUCCAGGCACAACAUGGAAGAUAUCUUUGAUAUGGAUCUUGAUGACACAAUGGUCUACAAACCAACAUGGCUUCCGACCGAGGACCAAGGAACCGAGAACAAUGCUCCCAGUAGCAGCAGAAAUUUUCCGAGGCAAACGUCCUCACAAGAUCUCUAUACCCCAUCCGCAACAUCACCACCAGAAGCAUGGGACUCAGCAGACUCUAUAAACUCCUCAAGCAGCUCGCUUACCAGAGUACAGAAUGAGCUAGUGAGUAGUAUUCCAGAGAGCUGGACCGAAAAGUUAUUAAACAAUAGAAAGUCCUCACCGAGAGAGUAUUCUGGUUCUGACUGGAGAACUAACCAUGAGGUGAGUGAAAGAGGCAUGGGAUAUGCAACUCGUCUAUUUCCUGAUAGUUUGGAGGAGCAAAUGAUGGUGGCCAUGGCGGUUUCGCUUGACGAGAAUCGAGCAAGGUCACAGGGAGUAACCUGGCUACAGUAGUUAGUGUUUGAUUGUAUCCUUCUUUCCUCCUUGCUGUCUGGGAUUUUUCGCCUUUGUUUCUACUCUUCUUGCUUGUUGUUUUUGUACAGUAUGUAUGUACAGAUGGGUCAGGAUCUGGAAAGGAAACGAUACGUAUUGUUUGCUCUGUAUAGGAUUGAUUCGUUGACAUUGUAUAGUGUAUAUAUAGAUGUAGUUUGCUCUGUAUAAUAGGAUUGAUUCAUUGACAUUGUAUAUAGUGUAUAUAGAUAUAGUUCUAUGGAGUCUUUACAGUGGUCCAU
Molecule: messenger RNA, 1395 nt
Organism: Asparagus officinalis (garden asparagus)
Lineage: Eukaryota; Viridiplantae; Streptophyta; Magnoliopsida; Asparagales; Asparagaceae
Exons: 8
Coding region: 62-1117 (351 amino acids)
Cellular component (GO): cytoplasm
Source: RefSeq, a predicted model, not a curated record